Cynara cardunculus var. scolymus (artichoke) is the source of this 420-nucleotide messenger RNA. RefSeq lists its product as uncharacterized. The record is from RefSeq and is a predicted model, not a curated record. The transcript is spliced from 3 exons. The coding region runs from base 1 to 420 and encodes 139 amino acids. NCBI's taxonomy places the organism in Eukaryota, Viridiplantae, Streptophyta, Magnoliopsida, Asterales, Asteraceae.
AUGGCAACGGAAGCUACAAAUGGAGCAGCUGCUGAGGUGCAGUCAGUGACGUUUACGGGGCUAAAACCGCAGGUGUUCGUGGAGGCUUCAAAGCAAUUAUUAUCAUCUUCUGUAAGUUUAGAAAAGGCACAGAUCUCCAUUCGAUCAGAAAUCUCGAUAAUGCUCUAUGUUUCGUCUUCCGGUCUUCGUUUGUCGUUAACACUUUUAUCAUUCGUCGUUAUGAGUACGGGGCUGGUGUUCUGCUUGGAGACGGAGGACAUUGAAGCCGCUGUAGACAAGGCGGUGAAGGCUGGUGCGGAAGGUGACAUGACCGAGGGUGAAGGCGCGUGGUUUGGUGGGCGAGUGGGCAAAGUCAAGGACCCCUACGGUAUAGUCUGGCUCAUCUGCGCUCCUGCUAAAAAGUGUGACGUGGAAGCUUAG